AUGUAUGCUGAAAAAUACGAAGCCUUUCAAGAAGAAAUCUUUAAAAUUCACGAGUACUUUAUUCCUACAUCAGAAAGUUUACAGAAAGAAAUAAAAAAAGAUUCAACAGAAAUUAAACAGAACAUGAGCAACAUCAGAACAGCCAUGAAGACUGAAGGUGAAACCCUGAAAAGUCUGGUGGACACUGUCGUAUCUGAGAACAUGAGGCAGAUAGACCAAAUAGAGCAUUCACUGCUAGAAAAUCUGAACACCCAAGACAAGACUUUGGAUGAUUACAUCACUUAUCUUCAUAAUCUUGUCAAAGAGUUCCAAGAAUGCUUUUCCUUUACAGAACCCCAGAAAUUAAUGUUUAAGAAGAAGCCAAAAAUUCGAUCCAUACCAAAGACAUCAAAACCAGUCACACCAGGAUUUACUGCUGGUCAAUACAACAAAUGUGAUGUCGCCAAAUUACUUGGUAAAACACAUGUCCCUAACACUAAAUCAGAGAAUAGAGAAAUACGUCCCAUUGAAAGUGUCUACAAUACAGAGAUGAAAUCUACACUUAAGGAGAUGAAAGAAAAAGAAAAAUAA
Messenger RNA from Saccostrea cuccullata (small rock oyster), 570 nucleotides. RefSeq lists its product as uncharacterized. The transcript has a single exon. Lineage: Eukaryota; Metazoa; Mollusca; Bivalvia; Ostreida; Ostreidae. The record is from RefSeq and is a predicted model, not a curated record. The coding region runs from base 1 to 570 and encodes 189 amino acids.